AUCAGCAAAUUACAAAUGAUGUAACAUUUAUCUUUAAUAAAAUAUCUAAGAUUGAAUGCACCACUUAGUGCCGCACAUCAACAUCUUCGUGGAAAACUUUACAGUUUGAAAGUUCAAAAGCAGAGAGACAAAAGGUCGAACAGUUUGCCUACAGUCUUACACCUGUACUAAUAAACUUGCAUAUAUCAAUAUAAUCCAUCAUGUUUCUUGUGAAAAAAGAAAUACAAUGGAACCUAGAGAAGAUGAACGGUCACUGAUCAGUUUUAUUUCACCUUUAGAAGAUAGCAAAGAGAAAGAUCUAGGAAAGGAAGAGAUUAUCGAAGAAGUGAAAAAACAGCUAUGGCUGGCAGCUCCAUUAAUAUGUGAAAGCUUGUUGCUGUAUUGCUUGCAAUUGAUCUCUGUUAUGUUUGUGGGUCAUUUGGGUGCAUUAGCUCUUGCUUCUGCUUCACUGGCUACUUCUUUUGCUGCUGUGUUAGCGUUUAACUUGCUGAUGGGAAUGUCAACAGCAUUAGAGACCCUUUGUGGCCAGUCAUAUGGAGCAAAGCAAUACCAUAUGCUAGGCACCCACACCCAACGAGCCAUGCUGAUUCUUUCACUCAUUACCAUUCCCUUAGCUAUCAUCUUAGCCAACACUGGUUCCAUCCUAUCUGCCGUAGGCCAAGACCCCGAAAUUUCUCGAGCAGCUGGCGUAUAUGCUUGUUACAUGAUCCCGACCCUGUUCGCUUACGCCAUUCUUCAAUGCCUUUUAAGAUUCCUAAGAACACAAAACAACAUAUUCCCAAUGGUGUUAACUUCCGGAAUCACAACUUUGAUACACAUUUUCCUAUGCUGGAUUCUAGUGUUUAAACUCAGCUUGGGGAACAAAGGCGCUGCUCUUGCCGGUUCCAUUUCGUAUUGGAUCAAUGUGUUGAUGUUGGCAUUUUACAUUAAAUUCUCUCCUUCUUGUGUACAAACUUGGACUGGCUUUUCAAAUGAGUCCCUGUAUGAGGUUUUGCCUUUCCUUAGACUAGCUGUUCCUUCAGCUGUAAUGGUUUGCUUGGAAUCAUGGUCAUUUCAAAUACUGGUGUUUCUCUCGGGUCUUUUGCCUAAUCCGGAGUUAGAAACUUCGGUGAUUACGAUCUGCAUUAAUACCACUGCAAUUAUUUUGAUGAUACCCUUCGGACUCAGCAGUGCUGCAAGCAUAAGGGUGUCAAAUGAGUUAGGAGCCGAAGAUCCCAAGGGGGCCCGGUUGGCCGUGCGUGUAGUCCUGGUCCUUGGGAUCUCUCAAGGCAUAUUGGUGGGAUUGGCACUGGUGUUGAUGCGAAACGUCUUGGGCUAUGCUUAUAGCAAUGAUGCAUCAGUCAUUAGAUAUGUCUCAACUAUGGUUCCAAUUCUUGCUGCAUCCAAUAUUAUAGAUGGAGUCCAAUGUGUUCUUUCAGGCAUUGUUAGAGGCUGUGGUUGGCAGAAGAUUGGUGCCUACAUCAACCUGGGAUCUUAUUACCUUGUUGGCAUUCCUUUGUCUAUCGUAUUAGCCUUUGUCUUCCAUAUUGGUGUCAUGGCAAAAAAGGCUAUGGAAAGGGUAUUUUGAAUAUGGAAUACUUGCAUGUAAGAGUUGGGACAGUAUGUUGUGUAUAUUAUAGUUUAAGAAACAGAGUUGAAUGUAUAUUUUGCAUAAUAGGAAAUACAAUUUGUAGUGUAUUUAAUCAAGUAGUGACACGAGUACACCGGCACCAAAACGCGGUUCCUCCGCUUCUGCCUCGAGCAACCGCGAUUUCCUCGUCAAUGUAAAACCAGAUAAAGAAAGGAUCUUUGGUGUUUGGUUCUCUAUCAUCUUUCUGGCCAAGACCGAUCUCCAGAGGGUUGAAAGGUCCAAUUUUAACCCGGAUUCGUUCGAAAAUAAAGGAUAAUAUUCUGUUCUUCCAUGAAAA
Gossypium arboreum is the source of this 1907-nucleotide messenger RNA. Its product is annotated as protein DETOXIFICATION 16-like. Gene Ontology annotation, biological process: xenobiotic detoxification by transmembrane export across the plasma membrane. Gene Ontology annotation, cellular component: membrane. Lineage: Eukaryota; Viridiplantae; Streptophyta; Magnoliopsida; Malvales; Malvaceae. The transcript has 7 exons. Bases 227 to 1567 code for a protein of 446 amino acids. The record is from RefSeq and is a predicted model, not a curated record. Gene Ontology annotation, molecular function: xenobiotic transmembrane transporter activity; antiporter activity.